AUGCUGCCCGUGCCUGUGCUGCCUGUGCCUGUUGGUGCCCGUGCCUGUGCUGCCCUGUGCUGCCUGUGCCUGUUGCUACCUGUGCCUGUGCUGCCCGUGCCUGUGCUGCCCGUGCCUGUGCUGCCCGUGCCUGUGCUGCCUGUGCCUGUUGCUGCCCGUGCCUGUGCUGCCCUGUGCUGCCUGUGCCUGUUGUUGCCUGUGCCUAUGCUGCCCGUGCCUGUGCUGCCCGUGCCUGUGCUGCCCGUGCUUGUGUUGCCUGUGCCUGUUGCUGCCCGUGCCUGUGCUGCCCUGUGCUGCCUGUGCCUGUUGCUGCCUGUGGCUGUGCUGCCCGUGCCUGUGCUGCCCGUGCCUGUGCUGCCUGUGCCUGUUGCUGCCCGUGCCUGUGCUGCCCUGUGCUGCAUGUGCCUGGUGCUGCUCGUGCCUCAUGCUCGCGCCCUCGUGCGCUCUGCUACUGUCUGCGCCCUCGUGCGCACUGUUUCUGCUCUCCCCCCCCCCCCCCCGUUUGCGACUGUCGCUGAGGGGGGUGGUUGA
This is a messenger RNA of Closterium sp. NIES-65, 531 nucleotides long. NCBI's taxonomy places the organism in Eukaryota, Viridiplantae, Streptophyta, Zygnematophyceae, Desmidiales, Closteriaceae. The record is from the annotation of a GenBank genome assembly.